AUGGGCCAACAGAUCCUCGUCACUACGGAUGAACUGGGAGUCCCGACUCUCCGCACCUAUCAACCCUCCAGCGAAGAGACUCCUACCACGGCUAUACCACCCGAGACGGUUGAAAACCUCCCAUCGGAAUGCACGUUUGUCUUUGUCCACCCUGACCACCUCGAGUCUGUGUUCCAUAAUGCCAAGAACCACGAACAAAUCGCCAAGCACAUGCGGAGACUCCGACUGGUCCUUCUAAACCCAGUCGCGAACGUUUCACUCACAGACACAGAGGCGAAUGGGGGUUCUGAGGGCCCGAACAUCUCACCACUCUUCGACAAAUGGUGGGUUGCAUCUCGAGCUAUCCCUCGAGGUCAUCAGAUCGAACACUUGAUCUUUGAUGUGUAUUCACCGCAAAAUAUCCAGAGAAGGGAGAUUGUGAGGGUGCUGCAGGGAUUGAGCACAACGCUUGCUUUGAAAUCGGAUGACCAUUUCCAAUGCUCUGUUGAAGGUUGUGAUGAGGAGAGAAAGGAGUGGUUGGAGAAAUCCUUGGUGGAUCGGAAGAGGUCAAAGGAUUAG
Aspergillus melleus is the source of this 558-nucleotide messenger RNA. RefSeq lists its product as uncharacterized. The record is from RefSeq and is a predicted model, not a curated record. The coding region runs from base 1 to 558 and encodes 185 amino acids. NCBI's taxonomy places the organism in Eukaryota, Fungi, Ascomycota, Eurotiomycetes, Eurotiales, Aspergillaceae. The transcript has a single exon.